GGCAGGCAUGCUAAAGCUGUUUUCAUGUCGGUCCGAUAGCUCUGCCACGAUCGAAUCCGACAAGGAUUAUCUUACCGUUGACUUCAGCAAGCAUCGACCGACAUAUACAGUCAGGUACCUUGGCUGCGAAGAGCUCUACAAACCAGGAUUACAACAAAUGUGCGAAACGGUCAACGACAUUUACGUAUCACAAAAAUCCCGAUUAAGAAAGCUGAAUCAUUGCUUUCUAACUGUAACAAGUGAUGCUGUCAUUCUUCGCGAACAAGACAGCACCGAGGACGAUGGCCGCACAUUCCACUUGCGUCGGAUUUUAUACUGCGGAGUUUACAGUCGGGUUCAACGACUAUUCUUCUUUAAUUAUCAAAGCGGUGCCAAAGGAGACGUGGUAAACUGCCACAUUAUAUUAUGCUCGAGUAAAGAGGAAGCCAAAAGCUUAGCAAAGGUUCUCUCUAAAGCAUUUAAGUUAGCAGCAAUCGAGGCUCACCAUCAGGAUGUGGAGAACCGAAAGCUCCAUGCACGAGGAUUGAGCCAAAGCAGCCUUGCGCAUGAAACCGACGGACGCAAAUAUUAUAACAUGAAAAACUCAGGGGGCAAUUUGAGCGUCAAUAGUGCGGAUUUUCGAAUGAAAGGACUCUCUGCCUCAAGCGACGAGAGGGAUUUUCGCUCUGGUAAGGGUUCAAAUAAUAAAUUCAGUGACUGGGAAAUUACGGAUUCAUCGCGAGAUGAUACUAGUAUGAGUUCUUUCACCGCGGAGAUACGAGAUUUGAUCGAAACUUCGUCAUACACUAAAGAUACUGACUUUGAUGAAGAAACUUCUUCUCUUCUUAAAUCACAAACAGAUGCGACUGACGACACUAUGACUAGUGAUGAACACUGCAGAACACAAGAACCGAGUUUUAUACGAUUCUCAUACAACUUCGAAAUCGAUAACUGGAGUAAAAUCAUAGAUUUAGAUUCUACGGACGUUUGAUGUAUGUAGACAAGUCGAUAUUCUAGAGGAUAUACUGUUAGGUUUGUUUUGAUUUGAUACGAGAAUAAGGUAAUUGAUGCCAAAUAAUAAGAUUGUAAACUUGUAUGAGGAGUAAUGAACGCUGGUCGUUUAUUGACACGAUAACAGUAUUUUACACACGGUUGAAUUCAGCAGUGGAUUAGGCUAAGGCAGCGCUUGGGACGGCGGAAUCUGUCACGGUGAGGGAAUGCGUGCUACGCUACGUACAUCUUUUGGGAUAUUCACGAGAUGAUCUCUAGAGGCUUGGACGUCACUUGAGCACCCUUCUCAAAAUACUUGGGGACAUUUCUGAGAAGGCGUAAUCACAAGUUUAAGGGAAAUUUGCUACUGGAAUCCAGUUGUACACGGUCUCGGCUCUAUUUACGUCCAUAAAACCGCAUAAAACCCAUAAUAAUCACUCCAUGAAAAGAGCUGUUCAUUGGCAAAUUAUCGAAUUUCCUUGUCAUUUGAUGCUUCUACGUUUAGCCUUUCCGACGCAUUGUACAAAAUAUGCCUCAAGCCUCGACUUCUCGGCUACAAAAUACCUAAUAGCUUCGUUCAAGCUCAGGAAAUUGCUCAUAUUUGUGGUAAAUAUUCAAGCUAUUUAUCAACGAAAAAUAUUCUCGAAGCAUCUUCUCAUCGAAGGGUUAUUUUUUUGUUCCUUCACGGGCAAGACUUCCGAUAAGUUGAUGCUGGGAUCUAGGGCAUUCCAACUGUUUAUUCAUCGGACUCCCAAGUAACUCAAAGAUGUUGAUCUAUGAAACAAAUUCUCGUCGAGUCGAGAGGAGGAAUUAGUGAAAACAGUAGCGGAAGCCAGGGGUCGAAAGGUGAUGUAUUUGGCUCGUGAGCGACCCUUCACGACAAACGAACAAACCACUCCACGAAUGCGACCUUCAGUUGGUAGAAAUUUAUCAUCUAAUUCGUAGCCUCUUAUCAGCGAUUGUCUUGAAAGUGGAGUAUGCUAAUCAGACAAUGUUUACACUGUAAACAAUGGCUAUUAUAAGAGCUUAAUUCUAUUAUUCUGGAGUGUCGCGGGCGUACAUUGACGUCACGGUGCUUCAGAUAGCUUGUGCCCAAUAAGUAUAGAUUCAUAAAAGAUAACAUAAUACGUUAGUUUACGGUUCUGUCUGUCAUGGAAGGUAUAGCUUGCUAUCUUUUAAAACGCGCCUAAAUUCAACUCCGAUUUCAACCAACUAUUUACCGACUAAAGCGCGGCUAUAUCUUUAUAGAAACGAUCUGAAAAAAAAAAAGAGACGAAUUUAAUAGAAUUAAUGUAAAUACUGAAGAGAAGUCAGUCCUUUUUGUCAUGUCGGAUAAAAAGAUGAAAUAGAUGUCCCAAAAAAUGAAAUUAAAACAUUUGAUAAAUGUUUGAAGCACC
Nematostella vectensis (starlet sea anemone) is the source of this 2366-nucleotide messenger RNA. Its product is annotated as low density lipoprotein receptor adapter protein 1-B. The transcript has a single exon. The coding region runs from base 8 to 970 and encodes 320 amino acids. The record is from RefSeq and is a predicted model, not a curated record. Lineage: Eukaryota; Metazoa; Cnidaria; Anthozoa; Actiniaria; Edwardsiidae. Gene Ontology annotation, biological process: regulation of mitochondrial membrane potential; regulation of cell population proliferation; negative regulation of insulin receptor signaling pathway.